Mauremys mutica (yellowpond turtle) is the source of this 1289-nucleotide messenger RNA. Its product is annotated as killer cell lectin-like receptor subfamily F member 1. The record is from RefSeq and is a predicted model, not a curated record. The coding region runs from base 323 to 874 and encodes 183 amino acids. Lineage: Eukaryota; Metazoa; Chordata; Testudines; Geoemydidae. The transcript is spliced from 7 exons.
CAGGGCACACAUGUGGCCCAAACAAACAAUGCUGGCCAAAACACCCCAAUCUCAAGCACCAGGGUGCAUGCACACCAAGAGUAGAAUAUACAUAUAGAGAACUCUCAAACUCCAGUUACUGUACAAGAUUUUGGUCCCCUUCAGUGAUUAUAAAGAAGGUGCAGGGGAAGAGGCCCUUCACAAGUCUGAAAUGCAGAGCACGGUCUGACACCUGAGAUCACACAGGAAAGAAGCACAAGCUCACCAGGGUCCCUGCUGGCAUCGGCUCGCUGCAGGGCUUGGAGCAGCUGGGAUCCUCAUCCUGCUGGGAGCUGUCAUAGCAAUGGGCAUUUGGGUUUCUCAGCUCAAAGGACGUCUGAAUUCACUGGAGAACAACAGUACCAGGGAGAGAAUCAUCCAUCAAUCCAACUGCAGCACUGGCCUAAAAGAUUUCCAUUUCCAGUUGAAACAAUUUGUGUGUGAAUCAUCUCACAGCAACUCAGCAGAGGGAUCAGGGUGCAAGCUCUGCCCCCCAAACUGGCUGCUGCACAGGGACAAGUGCUACUGGGUGUCUAAAGAAAGAAAUCCCUGGGACAAGAGCCGCGAUGACUGUUCAAGGAGGAGCUCUCGGCUGCUGGUGAUCCGGGACCAGGAUGAGAUGACAUUCAUACAAAAUACUUCCAAAGAUGCAAACCAGCUCUGGCUUGGACUCACUGUUGCAUCCCCCGCGAGGAAAUGGACUUGGGUGGACGGCUCCCUGUUCAAUCCAACACUGUUCAAGGUGGUGGCUCCUGCUGAAGGGAACAGCUGCGGGAUGAUAAAAGAUGGGAUUAAUUUUGAAACCUGCGGUGCUGCAUCUAAAUGGAUUUGUGAAAAAGACCCUCUCCAGCUAUAGACAGACACAUUAUCUGUAUUUUCUGUGUGUGAACGAGAAAUCGUCUUUAGUUUCAAUCUGUCCCAUGAAUGAUGAAUAUUGAAGGGGAGUUUCGAAGGGAAAAAUUGGGCUUGUGCCCUUCCCCCUCCCCCCUGCUUUUAUAAGGUGGAUAAAGACAGAACGACAGGCUUUUCUUGCAUUUGAAAUUCAGGUCCAGUCUGGGCUGGAAUAUUAUAGUGAAGGGAGAACUAGUGAAGUGACAUCACAAGUAGAGCUGUAUCUCACAGGUGUGACAUUCUGUAUCUCAAGGGUACCCCAUGUUCAUCCUUAUGAUUGUGUGGUAUCCACUGCAAAGUUUGUCAUGUCGGGUGUCUUCGGCAGGUUCUUGAUGCACUGAGCAUUGUUGUUACAGUGAUGUUAUAGGUUGUAAUUUCAU